GUGACUUAUUCAGCCCUCUAUCUGUUGUCAGAGACUUAAUGGUGAUAUGCUCUGUGUUGUGGCUCUGCCCAACUGGAAAGUGCAAAAAGUGGCGCGGCACCUGCACACGGGAAUGGAUCUUUAGCCGCACAACCUCUCGUCAUCACAGGACCUACUUUAUAAAUGACCGGCUUCAAGGAAUCUGUCUUCGUGUCAUUGUCUGGGGAGGAUCGAGAAAAUGGCUUGGAGCUCACCUGAAAACGGGACAUUAGAUUGGACCAGGAACAUCUCUGUUUUUACCUCCAAACUUUCACCCACGGCUGAUAUUGGAGUGGGCAUUGUUAUCCUUAUCGUCGUUCUUCUGUCGGUGCUUGGUAACGGCACGGUCCUGGCGACCUCGUACCGGCGCCGGCAUAAGCUGACUGACUCGGAGCUGCUCUGUGUGAACCUCGCCCUGGCAGACUUCCUAGGCUGCGUGUGCUUCUACCCGCUCUCCCUCAUUUCCUCCUUCCAUCACGCCUGGCUGGGAGGCUACGCCACCUGCGUCUACUACGGCCUGGGCUGCUACAUCUUAGGACUGUGCGGCAUGUUUACCAUCGCCGCCAUCAGUGUCAUACGCUACAUCAAGACCUUCCAUGGCGCUCUCUAUGGCGCUAACAUGCAGCUGCUGUGCAUAUCCACGUGGCUGCUAGCGGCGGUAUGGUCCUUCCUGCCUCUCUUUGGCUGGGGCGAGUACGUGCCCGAGCCCUAUGGCUUGUCCUGCACCAUCGCCUGGCGCCGCUACCACACCUCGGUCAAGGACGCCAUUUACGUCAUCUGUUCGUUCGCCUGCUUCACACUGGUGCCUGCGCUGCUCAUCGUGGCGUCACAGGUCAUGACCUUGCGUAAGGUCUACCGCAUCACCAACUUGUUGACAGCGCACAGCGCUCGCUCCAACCUCAAGAGGACCGAGAAGCGCUUAUCUGUGAUGUUUUUCUGCGUCAGCAUGGGGUUUGUGGUGGCCUGGGCUCCAUACGCAGUGGUCUCCUUCCUCUUCAUCUUCCACACAGAGGCCAUGUACAUGGCCCCAUCUGGCUUCGUCUUUCCGGCACUCUUCGCCAAGAGCUCCCACGUCUACAACCCCCUCAUCUACUUCUACUUCAACAAGGCCUUCCGCCAGGAGCUCAGGGGCCUGCUCAGGUGCCUCUUCCCGGGCUUAGCGUCCAGGCGCGUGGGGGUCCGCCAGGUCGCCAGCCAGGUACCAGCACCAGCCAUCCAGAUUCAGCUGCAGGAGCAGCAGGAGGGGGGAGGCAGGGGAGUGGGCGGGGGUGGGGGUGUGAGGGGAAUGAUCAACCUGGUGAAGUCACAGAGCAGGAGCAGCAAAGGCUCCUUGUCCGCUGGAAGAGAGGGCCACUCUAAUGAUGUGUUCGCCUACUGCAGACCCAAGAUCCGAGUGGUGCCGCUGGUCCUGGGGCCCGGGGUCGUCCGGGAGUUCCUGCCCAUCUCCACCUGAUCAGCAGAGGGCGCUGUGAGCUGUGCUGUCAGAGGGGAGGAGGAUCUGGGCCCAGACAGAGGGACUGGGCCUGGCAGUUGAUCUACAAUCUUCCCUGAAGCAAUGGAUUGCAGUCAUGACUGUAAUGUUUGUGCUGAUGAGAGUGGAGAGCUUCACAAGCCCAUGGCAGAGGCAGUGCAAACUUAUGCUGGGAAAUUGUUACCACGACUGAGUUAUUAAUUGAGUAACAGACAUUUUCUACAUCAGUACUAUGUUGCAGUAUUACCUUGCUUACCUUACGGAGGUAGUGAUUGAGAAUGGUUACAGGUUGUCUUGAUACGUCUGUCAACAUUUCUUUUGUCUAUUAAAAGAUGCCAUUAAGGGAUAUGAGGAGCCAGGUCUAUAUAGCUGAAGCUGGAUUUGAACAGCUAAAGAACACUAGUCAGCCAGUAUUCAUUUAAAUAAUAAUAAUAAUAAUAAUUCAUUUAAUUUAUAGCGCACUCUAUAUUCGUCUGAAUCUCAGAGUGCUACAGUAAAAACAUAGUUAAAAAAAACAUGGUUAAAACAACCUAUA
Molecule: messenger RNA, 2024 nt
Organism: Clupea harengus (Atlantic herring)
Lineage: Eukaryota; Metazoa; Chordata; Actinopteri; Clupeiformes; Clupeidae
Gene: opn8c
Product: opsin 8, group member c
Biological process (GO): G protein-coupled receptor signaling pathway
Cellular component (GO): membrane
Molecular function (GO): G protein-coupled receptor activity
Source: RefSeq, a predicted model, not a curated record